UUUGCCGGGACAGCUUGGCAACGCCGGUCUUAAUCGAUCGAAUUAAUUACACCACUAAUAAAACAUGUGAUUGUGAUUAAGGUAACGCGUAACUUAAUGCUUAAAAAACCGUCUGAUAGUGCCCAAAUUAUGACUAUCCAAGAUCUGGACGGGUUAAUGGACAAGAAAGGGGAAACUAUGCAAAAUCUUAACAGUGAUAACAAUGUGACGAGUCAGACUAGCAAAAAUGGACAUAUUAGUUUUAGUGUAGCCUCCCUGCUAGCGGACACGCGACCAGCCAAGUCUAGCUCACCGGUAUCGCAGAGUUCCUCGACUUUAAAUCCUUCCAGUCCCGCCAAUCCGUCUGAGGAUGACUACGAUUCGCACCAAGAGGAAGAUUUGGAAGAGGAUGACUCUAUUGUAGACGUAGAGGAUCUCAAUCAAGACCAAAAGUCUCCCUCGCACAAAGACUCUGACGAAACAAAAAGGGAUUUUGGAAAGGAGGGUGGUUUGGGUCAUGGACCUAUUCGUCCGACACCGUUUUCCGCUCUUGCGGCGGUAUAUCAGGCCGCGCAUCAAAGUUGGCCCCCCCAGGGGCUUAUGAAUCCUUUUGGAGGGCCAUCGCCCGUUUUUCAGGGGUCUACACCUUUUGGAAUGGCAGGAAUGAAUAAUGUAGACGCGAACGGUGAAGGUCCCAAGCUAAAAUGCCACCUAAGAAAACACAAGCCAAAUAGGAAACCUAGAACACCAUUUACCACCCAACAACUUCUAGCAUUGGAAAAGAAAUUUAGAGAUAAGCAGUACCUUAGUAUAGCUGAGCGGGCUGAAUUUUCAAGUUCCUUAAGACUGACCGAAACGCAGGUCAAAAUCUGGUUUCAAAACCGUCGAGCUAAAGCCAAACGGCUCCAAGAAGCAGAGCUUGAAAAAUUUAAAAUGGCUUCACUCAGCCGACACCCUCAUCCGCUCUACCCUCAUCCCGCACUGCAAGGCUACUUUGGUCCAGGUGCGCAUCCUUUAGCCUCACUGUUAGGAGGAAGACCGCCGAUGCCUCCUUUGGGCCUGCUACCUCAGCCACAUCCCUCUGUACCAGCACAUUUAGCUUCACCACCUGCAGAUAUAAGAUCACCUAGUCCACACAUGUCCUGAGUUGGUAAGAUAAUACUCGGUGAGCGCCACUGAUGUAUCUUUUUUGAAGUCGUUGCCUCAAUCUCAACCAUCUGUGUACCAGCACAAUUUACUUUACCACCUGAAGAUUCAGUUGUCCUUGGUUAGUGAGUUACUGCCCCAGGAGGACAACUGUUAAAAUCACUUGUAGGAGGGCAACCACUGAUGUAUCUUUUGGAAUUGUUGCCUCUGUGUAUCCCCACAUUAAAGUGUACCACCUGAAGAUUUAAAUUUCUCUAGCAGUCCUUCUCUAGUAUGAAGGCUCCUUUAAGAUAUAUAUUCAGCCUCACUUACCACGUGGAAGUAUGACGUCGCCAAGUGCUCACAUACCCGAAAUUGAUGAGUAAGGUGCGUUCUUUUUAUAAACAAAACCUUUAUCGCUUGGUGCCGUAAUUUUAAUUGUGAUAACAAGUUUAAUGACUAAAAAUGCAUUGAAUUAUUUCCAAAAUAAUGUUUAUUAUAAUGUGCUCUCAAUUAAAUAAGAAUAAUUAUCCAAUUUAUCUGGUAAUUUAUUUAAUGGCUAUACAUAUAUUUAACUAUGACAUAAUAAAUUGGUUUACAAAUUCUGUUUAAAUCACUAAGGUCGUUUAUUAAAAGUUCAAAAGCAAAUUAAUUUUUCUUAUCAGCUGGUGGAAGAAAUGAAAGAUUUUAGGGUUAUCGUAGUUUGAAAAAAUAAGGUCAGCGUGUAAUGAUUUUAAAUGUCAAUUUAAUUUUAGUCACGUAGGAUUACAAAGAGUUUUAUUUUUAUUGUAUCUUAUAAAGAAGCCAUCUAACAACACAUUCAAGAAAAACCUAAAAAUUAUUAAAAAAAAUAUAUAUUUUUACAAAAGUUUUGUUACAAUAUAAAUUUAAAUUAAGUUACUGACAUUAUAUUUUUGUUUAAUUUCUAUGUUCUUUUGAGCUUUCGUCAACAAUUCAUCAUAGCAAUUGUCUAAUUAUAGUUGAGUUUAUUAAAUUUUCAGUUUAUUUACCACAUCAUCAUUCUCUCAAUGUUGUAUCAAAUACCAGCACCGAACAUAACUGUGUCAAACAUCUACCUGAUGUUUCUUCUUUCAGUCCUAUGCCUCAGUGGCAUUUUGUUAAUGAUAAUUCAUCAAAUUUGUAUGUACAAGAUUUAGGAUCACCAGUUUUUUAAUUGGUAUUCAACUCUAGUGUCAAUAUUGGCAAAAAACUGUUAAGACUAGGUUGAGGUGUCUUUCUUUAAAUAUUUUGCUAGGACCUUUAAUAUUUUGACUGGUGUUAGUGUCCAUGGUAAGUAUUUGUAUGUAAUGUAACUGUAUGCUUGUGUUUGUUGAACUUGUAAUUUCUGCUGUAUUUGUUUCAGUCUAUGGUCUAUGCACCUGAAUGGUAUCUCCUGGAAAAGGGUUGGAUAUAAUAUUUUGAAAAUGUUACUCGUGCUAGACUGUUCUGAUUGACUGUAUGUAGAUCUGAAUAGGUUCAAGUGAUUAAAUAGAACUUUGUGGAGUAGAUGAAUAGGCAAUAGAUCCGCAGCCUAUUUUAGAUUUUAGCUUUGUACAUUAUAAGUAGUGAAGAUGAUUCAGCUUCCCAUUUUGUUUGACUCAAACUUUUGGUAGUGAGUCAAAGUAAGCCCCUAGAAAUUUAUUGUGAGAUUUAAAGGUGAUUAGUCGAUUAUUUAUAUGAAGAUCAAUCAACUUGUUGCAAUUCCUUUUUCUGAAAAAAUGUAUUUCUAAUAAUUUAUCAUAACAUUUAUUAUAAUAUAUCUCCUAAGGUAAUUUAUAAUUCUAUUAAUGCCUAGUACAAACAAAAUAGGACUAAGGACCGCACUUUGGGGAACUCCUAUGUCUUCUGCAUAGUAAUUUCCUUAGGUGCUUCCCAAUUUUACUUGGAAUGUUCUAUCAGUAAGGAAAGUAUUUAUAAGUGACACGAUAUGUCCAUAUCUUUUAUAUUUUUCUUGAGUAUUCAUUAUGCUUUGACUGGUAAUUGAGUCAAAGGCUUUAUUAACGUCUAGGAAGACUGCUGUUGUGUGUUCUCCGAGUCUUGAAUAUCUAUUUCUAGUCCUACGAUGUUAUAUUAAAGCGACUUUUCCUGAAACCUGCUUGUUUUGGGAUUACAAUUUUGUGUUUUUCAAGAUACUAGGUUAGUCUAUUAUUAACCAUUUUUUCAAGGGGUUUACAUAGAUGGUUGGUCAGUAUGAAAUUAGAAAGGAAUAUUUCCAGUUUUUUGGUAGUAGGCCUGAGAUCCAUAUUUUAUUGAAUAGUUGUUGCUGCUAUAGUUUUUGAUCAUUAAUAUUCUAAUUUCGUCAAAGGACCAAGGGAGGUGACACUUCUAUAUUUCAAGGCAUAUGUAAGUUCAUUCAUCGUAAUAGAGAUGCUGUAUGUAAUGGAACGGUUUAAAAGGUUUUGAUUUGAGUAUGUCAAACCUGUAUUGAUGCAAUGGUCUGAAGCAAUGGCAAAAUCUGUAAUCCAGCAGGCCAGGAAUAUUUCGAGUUGGUAUUAAUUUGAGUCUACGUAUUUUAUCCCAAAUAUCAUUGGUGGAAGUGUUAGAAUUAAUUGAAGAAAUGUGAGUCUAAUUUGGCUUUGCUUAUGAUCUUUUUGGAUUUUGCUCUUAGUUUAAAAAAAUUUUGAUUGUGGUGUAAUCUUUAAAUAGAUUGAGUGCUUUUUUUAAAGGAACUGAUAGUUUUUUUGUAGACGGAUGAGUGGAAGGUAUAAGGUAUUUUUAAUACAGGGUGUCCAUUUAUAAACUGACACAUUUUAACUGCUUAUAAGUCGAGAACGAAAAAUAACAAUAAUGUGCGGUUUUUACAGAACUUCAUCAAUAUUUUUAAAUUUUUUUUUGACAGUUGAAAUAGGAGGAAAAAAAUUGAUGAUUUUCAAAGGCUGAUUUCUCAAAAAUGUUAAAUGUAACACCCUGUACUUUUUAAUUUCACAUGGAAGCCUGUUAAAUCCCCUUUCCGAAAAUGUAUAAAUUUUCCUAAAUUCAUUAUUUUUUUUACUUUUAAUAGAUGACACCUUUUUGAAAAUUUUUCUAGAAUACAUAUUCGGUGAUUGAUGAACAUUUUCUGGUAAUUGCCUAUGUAUCGCUGUCGCAUGAUCAUAAUUAAAUAAUUUGCGCUAUUACCAUGUCUAUAAAAAGUAUUUAUUCUAUGUAUUAAAUUAUAACAAUUUUAACAACAAACAAUUGAAGAAAUUAAUUUUAAAUUAUAACUAAUUAAUUAGCUGCUGAAUAUGACCCCCAUUUUGCGCGGAAUUUGUGUAGUCGGAGAAAUAAGUUGCCGAAGGCGUUUUGUAGCAUUCGCGGUGUAAUUUGGUUGAAAACGUUUACUAUGUUGGUGCGCAGUUCAUCCAAAUUUCUUGGGGUUGGAUUGUAGCAACGGUCUUUUACAUAUCCCCAUAUACAAAAAUCUGGAAUGGUUAGAUCGGAAGAAUAAGGUGCCCACUCGAUUGGACCUGCUCGCCCUAUUCAUCUGUUUUCAAAAGUAAUAUCUAAGGAAUCCCUUGCGACCCUGGAGAAGUGUGGUGGUGCACCGUCUUGCUGGCAGUAGACCGUGUCUAAAAUUCCAUCCUGCUGAAGUUGAGGAUAAAAAAAUGUUUCCAACAUAUCGGUGUAAUUGUUUCCAUUCACUGUUGUUUCUUGAAAAAAAAAUGGCCCAUAAAUUUUAGAUUUCGAUACUGCACACCAAACGUGAGAAUUUUCAUCUCCCCAAAUUCGGCAGUUAUGCUUAUUUACUGGACCACUGAUGUGAUAUGUUGCCUCAUCAGACAUUAUUAAAUUGGUAUCCGGCUCAUUUCUAAAAAGAUCUAGUAGUGUUUCGCACAUUAAAUAUCUUUUUUCAAGGGCACAAUUUUCUAUUUUUUAGAAAGUUUGAAUUUUGUAGGGUUUAAACUUUAUUAUUUUUAGAACUUUAUGUACUUAACUUUUUGACAUAUUUGUCGUUUGAGCUAUCUUCCUAAUAGAUAUUUGGUUAUUGUUUAAGGACAACACUUCUUUUAUCAGCAAAAUAUCAUCCAACAGAUUAUCUUGUGCAUUUAGGUUUGUUCUAACUUUUCUUUUAACUAUUCCCUCCUGGGAAAAUUGGCGUGCCCAAUGAAGUAUAGAAUUUCGUGAAGGUGGAGCCCUUUCAAAAAUCAGCCUAAAUCUUCUUCUCGUCUGCGUUACUGAUUUGCAUUCAGUAAAUAAUAACACGCAACGUGCCUUUUCCCGGGUGGUAAACAUAUUUAAACCUUGCAAAGUGUCCCCUACUUGUCACGUCCAAACUAUUUUCAUUCGCAAGAGUAAAAGUUAAAUAGGUAAAUGGUUUUCAGAAUAUGCCCAGACGUAAUAAAAGGAAACUGGGAUCUCGCAGAUAUGCAGACUACUCAGAAGAAGAUUUGAAGGCAUCUUUGUCAGCAAGAGUUGCUGCUGUAUCCUUUAACAUUCCAAGGAGAACUAUUUUUUACAAAUUAAAAAGAACACACGCUAGAAAACCUGGAUACCCAUCAAUAUUCUCUUAUGAAGAGGAAAGAUGUUUCGUACAAUGCAUUCAUAGCCUUAGUGAUUCUGGUUUUCCUGUUACUGGAAUGGAAUUGCGACAAAUAAUCAAGUAACUCGACAAAUAACUCGUUUUAGGGAUAAUACUCCAGGUAUUGACUGGGUCAAAUCAUUUUUAACUCGUCAUAAGGACCUUACUGCAAGGAUAGCCUCGAACAUAAAAAGAAGUAGAGCAGCACUUAAUGCAAACCAAAUGACUGAAUACAUAGAAAAUCUAAAAGAAACAUUAACUGCUGUAGAGCCGCAUGCUAUUUUUAAUUAUGACGAGACAAACUUAACCGAUGACCCCGGUCAAAAAAAGAUAUUAACUAAACGUGGUGUUAAGUAUCCCGAACGAAUUUGUAAUUCCUCAAAGAGUAGCAUUUCUCUUAUGAUUUGUGGAAAUGCAGCUGGUGAGCUUCUACCUCCUUAUGUGGUGUACAAAUCCAAGCAUUUGUGGGACACCUGGACUGAGAAUGGUCCCCCUGGUACGCGUUAUGCAAAUACUGCAUCUGGUUGGUUCGAAUCACGCGGGAGACAUUUGCAAAUUGGUUCAGCACUCUCCUAUUGCCCGGGCUUAAAAAAAUUCAGGGAAAGAAAGUCGUUUUAGGAGACAAUUUGUCUUCUCAUAUUAAUGAUGAAGUCCUCGAUUAAUGUCGAAGACACGACAUUGAUUUUGUAUGUUUGCCUCCGAACAGCACCCACGUUACACAACCGCUAGAUGUCGCAUUAUUUGCGCCCCGUGAAAAGAACCUGGAGAGACAUUUUAUCUCAAUAUAAGGAAACUCAUGUAGGGAGUAGUUCAAAUGUAUUUGAGAAACAGCAUUUUCCAAUGCUUUUACGAUCAUUAAUCGAAAAAAUUAAAAAGAAUAGCGUUGAGAUAUUAAAGUCGGGAUUUAGGAAAUGCGGUAUCGUCUCUUGCGAUAUAACACCGCUCUUGGAGCGGUUAACAACAACUAAGAAAUCUAAUAUGACAACUGCUAGCGACACAAAUAAAUCAAGUUCGUCGGAUAUCGAAAACACUUUCAUUAAGUAUUUAGAAGAUAAAAGGCAGGAAGCCACACAGUUUAAGCCACGUAGGAAGAAGAAAAUAACGGUUUCAGCAGGAUACAGUAUUGCCCAUUCUGAAAUUAGUUUAACAGAUCUAACUAGAGCAUCUACAUCCUUACCUCUUCAAGCUGUUGAACCAGAAAUCGUAGAUGAUUCAGAGGAGGACAUUGUUUUGGACGACCACUUUCCACUAGGCAGGGAAUCAUCAGAUGAUGAAAUAAAUGAGAUGCAAGAGAUGGAAGAAGAAAAAGAAUUUAAUGAAAAACUCGUCUCAGGUUCUCUUGGAAUAACUAUUAUCGAAAAAGUCAAAAACUCUGGAUUAGAUGAUGUCAAAAAAGUUGUUGGUGAGUACGUUUUAUUUUCCUAUGAAGAUCAUGUUUAUCCUGGAGUGAUAACAGCAAUAGAAAACGAUGGAGCGAUGGUCCAAUGCUAUGGCCAGAUCGAUAAAUUUUGGAAAUGGCCAAAAAGAUGUGACGAAAUAUGGUAUUCGUGGCACAACGUAAUUGGUGCCCAAGAAAAUGUCCAAACGAGGAAUGUACAUUGUCCCAGAAUGCGACAAAUUGUGGUGGGAUUAGUUUCAAACGUUGUAUUUUUACUAUUAUAAUGUUAUAAUAAAGUUUGUUCAUUUAAAUUGUA
Messenger RNA from Anthonomus grandis grandis, 7296 nucleotides. RefSeq names its product homeobox protein MSX-3-like. The coding region runs from base 97 to 1125 and encodes 342 amino acids. Gene Ontology annotation, cellular component: nucleus. Gene Ontology annotation, molecular function: DNA-binding transcription factor activity, RNA polymerase II-specific; RNA polymerase II transcription regulatory region sequence-specific DNA binding. The transcript has 3 exons. Gene Ontology annotation, biological process: embryonic morphogenesis; regulation of transcription by RNA polymerase II. NCBI's taxonomy places the organism in Eukaryota, Metazoa, Arthropoda, Insecta, Coleoptera, Curculionidae. The record is from RefSeq and is a predicted model, not a curated record.